AUGGAUACUUUGUUCAGACUAGUGAGUCUUCAAUCCGAUCAGUCCCUUAACUCCAGCAGAACUUCCAGCAGUUCCAGAUCUUCCAGACAACGAAACCACCAUCAACAGGACGAAGAAUGCUUCAACGCUUUCAUGGACGAAGACGACUUCUCUUCUUCCUCUUCUAAGCACCACUACCCUUACCAGCACCAGCACUACCAACAAGCCACCUCAAGCACGCCCCCGGCGCACCAUGGAUCCGAAUCCGGCGACCCAUUCUCUCUCUCACCGACCCGGGAUUUGAUCCCAGACUUCUCCGGAAGAUGGGCGUCUGAAAUUCUUAUGGAGACUGCAAGAGCGAUUGCCGAUAAGAACACUGCUAGAUUUCAGCAACUCAUGUGGAUGCUAAACGAGAUGGGUUCGCCUUACGGGGAUAUAGAACAGAAGAUAGCUUCAUACUUCCUUCAGGCUCUGUUCAGCCGCAUGACGGACUCGGGCGAGAGGUGCUACCGGACGUUGACUUCGGCGGCGGAGAAGACGUGCUCCUUCGAGAAUACUCGAAAAGUGGUCUUGAAAUUUCAGGAAGUUAGCCCCUGGACCACGUUCGGUCACGUGGCGUGCAACGGCCUUAUCAUGGAGGCGUUGGAAGGGGAGGCUAAGCUGCACAUAAUUGAUAUUAGCAACACGUAUUGCACGCAAUGGCCAACUUUGCUCGAGGCCAUUGCGACUCGCUCAGACGAGACCCCUCACCUCCGGCUCACAGUCGUAGCGGGCGGCAGCGCCCCGCCGGCGCAGAAGGUAAUGAAAGAAAUCGGACAUAGAAUGGAGAAGUUCGCGAGACUAAUGGGUGUGCCAUUCAAAUUCAACGUUAUACACCACGCCGGCGAUUUAUCGGACUUGAAUUUAUCUGAAUUGGACAUCAAAGACGACGAGGCGCUCGCAGUUAACUGCGUCUGCAGUUUACACUCCGUGGCGGGGGACCGACGGGACGCCGUUUUGUCCAUGUUUAGGAGUCUGCAACCUAGGAUUGUGACUAUUGUAGAAGAAGAAGCUGAUCUUGAUGUGGGUGUUGAUGGAUUUGAUUUCGUGAGUGGGUUCCAAGAAUGCUUGAGAUGGUUUCGGCUUUAUUUCGAGACUUUGGACGAAAGCUUCCCCAGGACGAGCAACGAAAAGUUGAUGCUGGAGAGAGCUGCCGGUAGGGCGGUGGUGGACCUGGUGGCCCGGCCGCCGGCGGAGUCGACAGAGCGGCGGGAGACGGCAGCGAGGUGGUGCGGGCGAAUGCAUGCGGGUGGGUUUAGCCCGGUUCCGUUUAGCGACGAGGUGUGUGAUGAUGUAAGAGCGUUGUUGAGGAGGUACAGAGAAGGGUGGUCGAUGACGCAGUCCCCGGAGGUGGCCGGAAUAUUCCUGGCGUGGAAGGAUCAGGCGGCGGUGUGGGCCAGUGCCUGGAGGGCGUGA
Molecule: messenger RNA, 1434 nt
Organism: Thlaspi arvense
Lineage: Eukaryota; Viridiplantae; Streptophyta; Magnoliopsida; Brassicales; Brassicaceae
Source: the annotation of a GenBank genome assembly